AUGGCAAAAAAGGAGAAAGGCAACAAGGUGGAAUUGGAAUCAAAGUAUGCAGCUGCACAAGAAGAGCAUUCAAACAUGAAAACAAUGAUGGGUGCGGCUCGUGGUAUGAUUCAGCGUCUUUUGCCGCAAGAGGGAAACAAGGAGGAAUUAGACAAGAUUGAAGCCAGCAUUGCAAAGGCCAAGUUAUCCCAUAAUGAACUCCAAAAUGAUUCUGGGUUCUUGGAUGCAAUGACACCAGAAAGUAGGAAAGCUUACACAGAUCAUUUGGAGGAUGGGAUCAAUGCAAACAUGGCGGUUGUAAAGAAAUCUCGGAACAAGCCCUUGUUCAGUGAUGCUGCAAGUGAUAGUGAUAGUGAUGAUAGUAUUUAG
Molecule: messenger RNA, 369 nt
Organism: Cylindrotheca closterium
Lineage: Eukaryota; Bacillariophyta; Bacillariophyceae; Bacillariales; Bacillariaceae
Source: the annotation of a GenBank genome assembly